AUGGUGCCUUGUGUGGCCAAGAAUGCUCAGUGGGCCUUGAAGUGGAUCGACGGCGGGGAAUCGUUCGCCGAGAGGUUGAUUGCGUUUGCCUACGUUGAAAGGAUCGUCUUCUCUGGUAGCUUCUGCGAGAUAUUUUUGCUGAAGAAGCGCGUAUUGAAGCCCGGGUUGACGUUCUCCAACGAGCUCAUCUCGCGAGAUGAAGGGAUUCAUUGUGAUUUUGCCUGCUUGCUGUAUUGGUUGAUGAAGGUGAAGCCCAGCGAGGAGCAAGUGAAGGGAAUCGUUAGAGAUGCGGUGGAUAUCAAGAGGGAGUUUGUUUGUGAUACCCUGCCAUGCGCGCUGGUAGGGAUGAAUGGGGCUUUGAUGGGCCAGUAUAUUGCGUUCGUUGGUGAAAGGAAAAACGUUAAGAAAAGAAUCCGCCGCCUCACACCUAUCGUACGCCCAAAGGUCCGGCGAAACCCCUCAAAACUGAACAUGGAAGUCGCCGGCGGGAAUCUCGAUCUCAAGGACAACGCGAAUUCCGCUCUAGUCGAUUCCUUCUACGAGAUCACCUCCUCCACCAGGCAGGAAGCCGCUUUCUUUCUCGAGAGCCAACAAUAG
Messenger RNA from Linum trigynum, 597 nucleotides. The record is from the annotation of a GenBank genome assembly. Lineage: Eukaryota; Viridiplantae; Streptophyta; Magnoliopsida; Malpighiales; Linaceae.